ACUCGGCGGCCAUUAGCUGUGUGUAGUUGCUCGGGAUUAAGAGCUUAAGUGAAGAGAAGCCCUAUUCGGUGGAAAUCAGCAAUGGCGAAGGGCUCCUGCCGGGGCUAGCCCUGGAGUACGGAGAAGGUGGACUUGACGGUUCCCCGCCCCGCCGAGUGGCGGGGCCCCCUAGGCCUCCGGGCAUCCCCGGUCUCAAGUAGGCCUAGUCUGCCGGCAAAGGCGCACCAAAAGCGGGAGGCGCCAUGUCGCUGGUUGCUUACGCUAGCAGCGAUGAGAGUGAGCCAGAUGAGGCUGAGCCGGAGGAGGAGGAGGCGGCACCUACAUCUGGGCCCACCUUAGGGGGCUUGUUUGCUUCUCUCCCCGCACCCAAGGGUCCGGCCUUGCUGCCUCCGCCCCCUCAGAUGCUAGCCCCAGCUUUUCCCCCGCCGCUGUUGCUGCCCCCACCCAGCGGAGACCCCCGGCUCCAGCCUCCUCCCCCCUUGCCCUUCGGCCUGGGAGGCUUCCCCCCACCUCCGGGCGUGAGCCCGGCUGAAGCAGCGGGAGUUGGGGAGGGGCUGGGAUUGGGGGUGCCCUCGGCCCUCGGCCCUGGCCUCAGUCUGCCCCCCCCUAUCGGCGGUGCCGGGCCCCCCCUGGGGCUUCCCAAGCCAAAGAAGAGGACAGAGCCCGUGAAGAUUGCGGCGCCAGAGCUGCAUAAGGGGGAUUCAGAUUCCGAGGAAGAUGAACCCACAAAGAAGAAAACUGCCCUUCAGGGAUCUGGCCAGGGGACUGGUUUGUCUGCCUUGCUUCCCCAACCUAAAAACCUGACUGUGAAAGAGACUAACAGGUUGCUCCUGCCCCAUGCCUUCUCUCGGAAACCCUCGGAUGGCUCCUCUGAUGCUAAGCCCUCCCGACAGGCUUCUAAGACCAAGCCCUCCUCCCUUGCCCCUGUUGUGGGCACCACGACCACCACUCCAUCGCCCUCUGCCAUCAAGGCAGCUGCCAAGAGUGCUGCCCUGCAGGUGACGAAGCAGAUUACGCAGGAGGAGGACGACAGUGAUGAGGAAGUAGCCCCUGAGAACUUUUUCUCCCUCCCGGACAAGGCUGAGCCACCUGGAGUUGAGCCAUACCCUUACCCCAUUCCCGCUGUCCCUGAAGAGCUGCCUCCAGGCACGGAACCAGAGCCGGCCUUCCAAGAUGAUGCAGCCAAUGCCCCCCUUGAAUUCAAGAUGGCAGCAGGCUCAAGUGGGGCCCCUUGGAUGCCUAAGCCUGGGGACGACUACAGCUACAGUCAGUUCUCCACAUACGGCGAUGCCAAUGCUGCUGGUGCUUAUUAUCAGGAUUAUUACAGUGGUGGCUACUAUCCUGCACAGGACCCGGCCCUGGUUCCCCCCCAGGAAAUUGCUUCGGAUGCCUCCUUCCUCGAUGACGAAGCAUUUAAGCGGCUGCAGGGCAAGAGGAACCGAGGUAGGGAAGAGAUCAACUUUGUGGAGAUCAAAGGGGAUGACCAGCUCAGUGGGGCCCAGCAGUGGAUGACCAAGUCAUUGACAGAAGAGAAAACCAUGAAGUCAUUCAGCAAAAAGAAAGGUGAGCAGCCAACAGGGCAGCAGCGGCGGAAACACCAGAUCACGUAUCUGAUUCAUCAGGCUAAGGAGCGGGAGCUGGAGCUGAAGAACACCUGGUCGGAAAACAAGCUCAGCCGCCGGCAGACCCAAGCCAAGUAUGGGUUCUAGGGCUCUGGAGGCGACUGCAGAUCCCAGGAUCACUUGCAGCUCUGCUGGCCCAGCCCCCAGCUUCACCUCUGGGACCCCAGCUGCUCAAGCCCAGGAUCUCUUUCCCUGAGGACCCAGCCGUCUCCUUUGUGAGAAUGAACAUAUUUGAUAGAGUUUUCUUACAAAAGUUAGAAAACUCAGCUCCUUUCUGUCUUGGAGCCGGCAAAGACUCAAGUGAUGCCCCAGACAGGGCUCUGAGUUCUUGGAUGGGAAUUUGCUCCCUGUUGGGCGGGAUAAAAUGUUGAAUCCCUCCCUCCACCAUUUUUUUUUUUUUUUAAAACCAGGGAUGUCUGAUGAAAUAAAAUAUUCAGUCUGACAGAUGCUGCCUGCCCUCACCCCUUUCCUACUUUUAGUAUGGUUUCCUUUUUCAUUUGUUAUCCUGUCCCUGGGUCUCAGUUUUUACCUUGUGUAAAGCAGCCUCCAGUCAUUGUGAGCUGCCUCUAUGAUUGCCUCGCCUUUUUUUUCCUGUACCCACCAUCUAAACUGGGUUCGUGGCUAUUGAAGACCCCAGGAGUUGUAUGUAAACUGUGAUUGGGGGAAGUCAGGAACGUCUUUCUCUGACAGGAAAGAAUUGUUAGACAUAAAAUUCAGGCCAGCAAGAGGGAAAGUGGUGAAUGUCUGUCUCUGAAGAUGAUUCAAGUUUAUACUGGUAGUCAUUGGCUUAGACUGAUGUGGAAACUCUGCAUAGAGCUGGGGA
Molecule: messenger RNA, 2445 nt
Organism: Pteronotus mesoamericanus
Lineage: Eukaryota; Metazoa; Chordata; Mammalia; Chiroptera; Mormoopidae
Gene: PRCC
Product: proline rich mitotic checkpoint control factor
Exons: 7
Coding region: 243-1709 (488 amino acids)
Cellular component (GO): nucleus
Source: RefSeq, a predicted model, not a curated record